UUAUACUUUUUUUUUAAAGAUUGAGAACUGCUCCAGUGGGUUCCGUUUUCGCCUACAAAGCAAAGCCAUGUACGUAUACGAAGCGUGUUUUAGUUGUACUCGGAACAGGUUAUUGAGAAAGUCCAGCUCGGAAUCAGACCUACGUACCCUUAUUGCAUCAAUAUAAGCGGCCGAUACCCUCUUCUGUAAGCACCAGAAAACCAACCAGGUGCUCUCGUGUGUUCCUGAUUCAGGAAGAUCGCAGGUUUUCAUAUAGCUUUCCUGAGCCAAACUAGUCCGGCGAAUAAAGGAUGCAGAUUCUCGUGGACACUGUCGCCGGCGAGACGAUCUCCCUCAAGGUCGAUCCAUCAGACACUAUCUACCUUGUCAAGGAAAAGAUCCAGGAUAAGCAGCUCCUCACCUUCAACGGGGAGCAGCUCGACGCGCUGGCCGACUAUGGCGUCCGUGACGGAUCCGCUCUUGGCCUCCGCCUCCAUCCGCUCCAUGAGAAGAUGCAGAUCCAUGUGGUUGAGAGCCUGACGGGCAGGGUCAUGAACCUUGCAGUCACGACCUCAGAUACAGUCGACAAUGUCAAGGCCAAGAUUCACAAGUGGCACGGUUUUCCCAAGGAUCAACAGUGCCUCAUCUUCGCCAACAGACAGCUCGACGACGACGAAGAAGAAGGCAGGACCCUGGCGGACCUCAACAUCCGCAACGACGCCACCCUCCUCCUCGUCCUACACAGCCGGUGUCCCAGAGGGAUGAUGAAGAUCUACGUGAAGACGCUACGGCAAAAUUUCUAUAAUCUUGAGGUGAGGAGCACAGAUACCGUCUAUAAUGUCAAGGAGAAGAUUUGGGCUGCGGAAGGCAUUCCCCCGGGCCAGCAGAGCCUCAUAUUUGACGGCAAGAAAAUGAAGGAUGACCGUACCUUGGCACACUAUAAUAUCCAGAUGUAUGAAGUUCUCUAUUUUGUGCUCAACCUACGUGGUUGAAUAUUCAUGGCAUCAUUUUUGCACCAUGGGGUGUACUGCCGUGGUCUCCUUCGUACAGUACAGGCUUGUGUGAUCUGAAUAUUUUGUCAAUCUUGUAGACUGUCUUGUCAUAUAUUACAUGCCACUUAGUAAUUGAAGCUGUGCCCUGGCGAGUAUUUGCUGAAGCACUCUUUGGAAGUUCCCUAUAUAUAGUAAUUUAAAUUGUUAGGUCAAUGAUUUUCAGUUUCAUUUUAUGUGCUGGCCACAAAGAACUGGUCUACCACUUGGCAUUGUUGAUAGCCAAUAAUAUGUCUGUGUGCAGCGACGCGUGUGCAUGACGCCAGUUAAUUAGAAUACGCAUCUCGUUGUGGUUAGCAGUCUUGAUUACGAUCAGCUUACUCCUUUUCUUUUUUGGGUGAUUAGCUUACUUUCAAUCAGAGCUAAUCUAUGACGCACGAGCAUACGCAUAGCUCGAUCGGACAAUAUAACAAUACAAUAGUGCGACAAAUCACAUGGCAAUACAUGAAAGAGAACAAAGACCAUUCCACACCUCUAUCCCCGGCCAUGACUCAUAGACUUGUGUAACAAGCAUUCAAACAAG
Aegilops tauschii subsp. strangulata is the source of this 1551-nucleotide messenger RNA. RefSeq names its product polyubiquitin 11-like. NCBI's taxonomy places the organism in Eukaryota, Viridiplantae, Streptophyta, Magnoliopsida, Poales, Poaceae. The record is from RefSeq and is a predicted model, not a curated record. Gene Ontology annotation, molecular function: protein binding.